Messenger RNA from Ruditapes philippinarum (Manila clam), 2987 nucleotides. RefSeq names its product hemicentin-2-like. The transcript is spliced from 9 exons. Gene Ontology annotation, cellular component: cell-cell junction. Gene Ontology annotation, molecular function: cell adhesion molecule binding. The record is from RefSeq and is a predicted model, not a curated record. Bases 32 to 1561 code for a protein of 509 amino acids. Gene Ontology annotation, biological process: cell-cell adhesion. Lineage: Eukaryota; Metazoa; Mollusca; Bivalvia; Venerida; Veneridae.
GUUAUUAUUGAUAUAAUUUAAGCAGUUGAAAAUGUCGUAUAUUAUUUGGUUCCUAAGUUUUAUUGGAUUGUUCUCAUUACUUACAGUAACUGUUGAUGGAUACAGUAGAGAAUGUGAUGUUAAUCAAACAAAAUUUACACCAGAAGGAAGCACAGUAACCUUCGUGAACAACAUUACAAUUACAGGCGGCUUAUUUCGAAUGAGGAAGACAUCCGGGUCUGCGACAGGAUUUCGUGUUUAUCUAUAUCUAGCCGGGACUAAUGGGACCUUGACCAUUGCCAACAUUUAUGCUUUUCCUGGUGCUUGGGAAAACAAGACAAGUAUAAGCAUUCAAUUUCACUCUGAUAGCAAACCUUAUGUGAGAAUAAUUUUGAGCAACGUCAGUAUGGAGGAUAAUGGGACAUACCGAAUAAUUUAUGGCCGUGAUUACGCUUGUUAUAUCCUUUAUGUAAUGGAAAUAAAAGCUGAACCGAGCUUAAGUAGAGAAGAGAAUGACCCGAUCUAUGUGUUUGCACAUCCGCAAUAUUCACUGAUAAAGCGGCCGUUAACGAACGCAACUAUGGUCUGGUUAUUAGACGGUAAAUCUGUCAAUCAAUCUGCCAGGUUUAUACAACAAGAUGGUCUUAUUUGGAUACCAAGGAUUAGAAGAGGCCUAAAUGGAAGGAAUGUAACUUACCGCGCUCUACAUGAUGAUGGAAGAAUCACCGAUGUAAAUACCACAGUAACUGUUAAAUACGGACCAAGCCAUCCUUUGACGCUGGUACCGAAAAAGACACACUACAAUAUGGUCAGUGGAGAUACCAUGCCUGAUAUAACAUGUACCUCUGAAUGUAAUCCACCAUGUAACAUUUCCUGGGGAGAACACAGCGAGAGGGAGACACUCAGUCUUGGAACUGUUAAGAAGGAAGAUUCAGGAGAGUACACAUGUACUGCUAGUAGAAUUGGUGGCCAGACCAUACAACAGACUGUCAGUAUUUUUGUUGCUGAUCGACCACUUCAGUCCCUCAUACUUUCACCAAGAAAGACGUUCUAUAAUUUGGUUAGUGGAGACGCCAUGCCUGAUAUAACAUGUACAUCUGAAUGUUAUCCACCAUGUACUAUAUCCUGGGGAGAACACAGCAAAGACAACAUUCUUAGUCUAGGAGCCGUUACGACAGAUGAUACAGGGGAAUACACGUGCACAGCGAGAAGAGUGGAUGGGCGCAGUGUUGAACAAACAGUCAGCGUUUUCGUUUCCGACAACUCAUAUUUUACCAUAGCGAUUAUAUGUUUGGCGACUGUUCAAUCACUUACUAUCAUUGCGCUUGGGUUGUGUACAUUUUUCAUCUACAAAAGGAAAGUUCCGUUUUGUUGUCAACGACUUUCAGAGUGCGUUUCCAAGAAUAAAACAGACAACACAACAGUCACCUUUUCUCAAUCGAACGUGCAAGGAUCUAAAAAAAGAAUGUAUGAAGACUUGAGACAUGGGACAAGAAACAAUGUUUACGGCGAGGUUAACUUGUCUAUUAUAGGAGAUGAUGCUACAGUUAGUACAUACGAAAAUACGAGCAUUAAAAGUUAAAAUUUUCCAUUCGUUUUAAUAUUGUCAUAGAAACACAUGCAUUACUAAAUAGUAUGCACAUGCGGUAAAAAUGCAAUUUUCUAAAUGACUAAUUUUCAAAAGUACAGAAGCGCUAAUUUAAGAAUUAGACAUCGUUUAAAAGUUUAUUUGCGCAAAGACAAUCAAAUUUACUAGUAUGUCAGGCUAUUUUAGAAGGAUAUUUUGUAGUCAGUAAUUUAUUUUCUGGAAUUUUCUACGGCAAAAAGAGGUACACGUACUGUGAAUUAUCGUUAUCAUUGAGAAAAAAAUGCAGAGGAUAAAAGGAGUAAAAGGUCCUUGCUUGAUUUAGAGGACGCAGAGAAAGGACACAAGGAAUUAAAGAGAUUAACGGCGCAGCUGUUCAAUGAAAGAUUAAAAAUCGAGUGAAAAUAAAUCUACUAGCAACAUUUUUGUAUGUAACUGAACAAAAUAGUAUUUGCUUGUACAUGUGUUGUUACUGAAUCACAAGAUAACAUAUUUAUCUGGUAUUUUUGUUUGGAUGUUUUAAAAAUAUCAACAAUGUUUUGUCUUUUCUCUUUUUAGAAAUAUCUGAACACUUAUACUUGUAAUCAAUUUUAACAUUGGACUGUCGAAGUUUCAAAAUAAUCCAAAUGAUAAAUAUUUAUUACAAUUAUGAAAUCCGCAAUUGAUGCUAAAGGACUUUCAGUUUUUUGUAGGAUAUGUGUAUAAACAUAUGUUUAUUAAAAAUCAAUUAAUAUACAACAUGUUGCAUUAACGGUUCAUGUAAUGUAAGUUUUUGUAUGUAUGUUUUUGUAUAUGUGUGUAUGUAUGAGUAUAUGUAUAUAUAUAAGGGAUCUAUAAGUAAGUGGUUCAAAUAUCAAUUUUGAUAUGAAAAUUUUAAUUGUGUAACUACUUAAGAAAAUUUCGGCUGGUAUGUACUUUAUCAAUCAAAAUUGAUCUUUUCCAAACUUUUUCAUGAUUUUUGAUAUUAUGUAUAUAUAUUUAUGUCAUACACUGUUCGUUAUUGUGUAAGUUUUAUGUCCUCGUGGGCUUGAAAGCCUAUUGAAACAAAAUGUAUACUGUCUACUGUUAUUAUUGUAUGUUAGUAUGUGUCCAGUGUUCAGCCAUGUAUAAAGUAGUAGAUAAUUGUUUAUUGUAGUAACAUAUGCAAUGGACAUUUAUACAGUACAAUACAAUUUCACAAAGAGUUUUGCACCCGGCCCAAUGAACCUAUUAGUCACCUUUUAUAAUAAAUUACAUUAAUCAUAUAACUUUACAUGAUGUAACAAAUUACGUGAGGGAAAUGGUUAUGGCAAAACAACACUGUAUAAUAAAUGUGAAAUUAUGCGCAUACUAGUAUAACAAUAAAUAGUUAAGUGAGACAUAAUCCUUAUUGAAAUGCAAAACUUAAAUUAUUUUUAUAAUUUAAGAAUAAAUUAUACUUAGU